Messenger RNA from Sebastes umbrosus (honeycomb rockfish), 5576 nucleotides. RefSeq names its product solute carrier family 2 member 3a (gene slc2a3a). Lineage: Eukaryota; Metazoa; Chordata; Actinopteri; Perciformes; Sebastidae. The coding region runs from base 236 to 1837 and encodes 533 amino acids. The transcript has 11 exons. Gene Ontology annotation, biological process: response to insulin; monosaccharide transmembrane transport. Gene Ontology annotation, molecular function: hexose transmembrane transporter activity. Gene Ontology annotation, cellular component: apical plasma membrane; basolateral plasma membrane. The record is from RefSeq and is a predicted model, not a curated record.
CACCGACCUCAUCUCUGAUCGGACCGGGACUCACACCGACCUCAUCUCUGAUCGGACCGGGACUCACACCGACCGUCAUCUCUGUUCGGCCCGGUACUCACCACCACACAGCUGAGAGUGCCGGCGGGCGGGUCCUGCACAGCUUUGAACCAGCACACCACCUGAAGACCUCCUCUCUGCAUCCUUCAGUUGGAGUAAAGCAGUCCCCGGUGAUCAUCCAGAGAGAUAUCAGAAGAUGGAAGGGCAGCAGCAAAAGCAGGUAACAGGUUAUCUCCUGUUCUCUCUCGGCACCGCUGUCAUCGGCUCUCUGCAGUUUGGUUACAACACAGGAGUCAUCAAUGCUCCGGAGCAGAAAAUACGAUCUUUCUUCAACGAUACCUGGGUCGAGCGUUAUGGCGCACCCAUCGACAAGGGGGUCUGUACCCUCGUCUGGAGUGUCGCCGUCUCCAUCUUCAGUGUGGGCGGCAUGGUGGGCUCCUUCAGUGUGGGCGUCAUGGCAAACCGAUUUGGCAGGCGUCGCUCCAUGUUCCUGGUGAACGUCCUGGCGGUGAUCGGCGGCCUCCUCAUGGGCUUCUCCACCAUCUGCAACUCCUAUGAGAUGGUGAUCGCUGGUCGCCUGGUCAUCGGCCUGUUCUGCGGUCUCUUCACCGGCCUGACCCCCAUGUAUGUGGGCGAGGUGUCCCCCACUCCCCUCCGAGGAGCCUUCGGGACUCUUCACCAGCUCGGUGUGGUGGUGGGCAUCCUGAUCGCUCAGGUCUUUGGUCUGGAGGCUCUGCUGGGCUCAGCUAAGCUGUGGCCCCUGCUGCUGUCCCUCACCGUGGCCCCGGCGGUGCUGCAGUGCAUCCUGCUGCCCUUCUGUCCCGAGAGCCCUCGCUUCCUGCUUAUCAACCUCAAACAAGAGGAGCAGGCCCGCAAAGCUCUGGUGCGUCUGCGUGGCAGUGAGGAUGUGAGUAAAGACCUUCAGGAGAUGAAGGAGGAGAGCGUCAAGAUGGCCAUGGAGAAGAAGGUGACCAUCCUCGAGCUGUUCCGCUCGCCGGCGUAUCGACAGCCUCUCCUCAUCGCCAUCAUGCUGCAGCUCUCUCAGCAGCUGUCAGGGAUCAACGCCGUGUUCUACUACUCGACAGGCAUCUUUGCCUCAGCCGGUGUGAAACAGCCCAUCUACGCCACCAUCGGAGCCGGCAUCGUCAACACCGUCUUCACCGUUGUUUCUCUCUUCCUGGUGGAGAAGGCUGGACGAAGGACUCUGCACCUCCUGGGAUUGGGUGGGAUGGCGAUCAGUGCUCUGCUCAUGACCGUCUCCCUCCUGCUGAAGCACUUUGCCGUCAUGAGGUACAUGGCCAUCAUUGCCGUCAUGCUGUUUGUGGCUAUGUUUGAGAUGGGCCCCGGUCCAAUCCCAUGGUUCAUUGUGGCCGAGCUGUUCUCCCAGGGGCCCCGCCCGGCCGCCAUGGCUGUGGCCGGCUGCUGCAAUUGGACCGCCAACUUCCUGGUUGGAAUGAGCUUCCCCAAACUAGUGGAAUGGAUGGGUCCUUGGGUCUUCCUCAUCUUCACCGGCUUCCUCAUCCUGUUCUUCAUCUUCACCUUCCUUAAAGUCCCAGAGACGAGGGGCAAGACCUUCGACGAGAUCGCCCAAAGCUUCGGCAGCGGCCAACCUCCCACCUCCUCGUCUGUCGAGGACCCUCCUGCCAGCGCCAGCACCGCCACGACGCUCCCCGCCUCACCGGUGAAGGAGAAGGUCCCGCUGGUGCAGGCGCCGGCGGCAGCAGCUCCGCCUCCCACCGCAGCUGAAAACACGCCUCUUGAUGAUAAAUCCAAAUCGACAGAGCAGGAGAGUAUGUAGAGCAGCUGUAGGUAGAGUAUAACGGGUGAACGGAGGUUAAAAAUGAAGGAAGAAUCACAGAGAUCUAAAAAAAACAAUGUUAAUUAUCACACCAUGGAAACUAUAUACAUUUAUAAUAGACCUACAGAGAACGACAGCAUCAUCAAUUUAUAGGCUUUGACCUUUAAAAGGUCACGCUUUCUGCUUUUACGUAGACUUCGUAUUUCUUUGUGACAUUCCUAGGAAUUAAGCUACAUUCAUUAAAAGGGUGAGUCUUUUUCAAGACAGCUGUGUGUCUAGUCAGGACGACACUUUUCCAACACGGCAAACGUCCGGUUGUGUUGUCGGGUAACGGUCCAGAUGAAACGUCCAUCACUGCAGACUAGAGGCAGAGUGUGUUGACAACGGCGCAGCCUUUGUGCAGGUGUUUCCAGAUGAGUCCAUCCACUUCUGAGUUCAGGUCCAUGUAGUGUGAGUCAGGCGACAUGGAUCAAGAUGAUGCACUUUCUUUUUAAUUCACGUAUUCCUGUUUUUAAAGUUCAGACAGGCGUUUUAGUGGACAUUUUGGUGCAAUAUAGCUUUGUAGUUUCAUCUAUUUAAUUAUGUUUGAACUGUUAAUUCUUGUUGAUGUUUUCGGAGGAGUUCUCACAGGUCUGAGAAGGGAUUUAUUUUAGAUGUAUGCUCUGCCUUCAGCGGUUGACUAUGAGCUGACUAACCGGAGAGCUUUUUAUAGCAAAGCCAAAGUACUGAACUUUAACUGCCACCUUGUGACACGUAACCUUAAAUGUGUUUCUACUGGUUGUUAAAGUCAAGGUGAGAAAUUAGCAACAGCCACAGGUCUCAAGUUGAAUUAUUCUGAAAGCUAUAUUGGUGAUUAAAGCUGUAAUCCACAAAUUGAUUUAACUUGAUUUAGUUUAAUGCCACCCUUCAAUGAAGUUCAGUUAUUCCGAACAAACAAGAUUUACUGUGUACCAGAGAGUUUUGUUAAAUAAUAACUUUCAUGAACUUGUCAUUGGUUGAAUUUCUAUUCUGAUUUAUGAAUAGGUAAAUAUGUAAAGGCAAAGAGAUACUCAUUUGUUGUCAAGUCUUGUGGAUUAUUGCUUUACUGUAUUGGAAAAAUGACUGUGGCUUAUGAAUUUUAGGACUUUCUAGUGACCUGUGGACAAAAACAUGUUGGCUGAAUUGUUUUGUAGAUUACAGUAGGGUAACGUGCAAUGUAUAUUUUAUUUUGUUGAAGAAAAAAAUAGUAUUUAUUAACUUAGAAAUUGAUUUUUGUAUAAAGUAUAUAAUUAUAGUACACUAAAGCAAAUUUAGGAUCGUAAUGCUUUCCAGCCCCGAGUAAUGAAAGCUGAAUGGGUCUGUGGUGGAGUAAACCUCCACAUCACAUCUGUUAGUCUCUAUUUAGAUGCACUUUGUUAACCUGAUAAGCAGCGAAGCGAGCAUUACAGCCGAAAUCACUAAUGUAGAGGUCAUUGAACACAACAGCGCUUUGUGUCCAAUUAACAGAAUCAUAAUUCAAACCUGUAUUUACCUGAGCGACUGCGUAUAUCUGGCCGAGCUGUUAUUAGAAUAGAUAGGAGUCGUAUAAAAUGUGCAAUCAAUAAAGAAACUGCAGGCUAAACAACGUAGGAGCUGAUAAAGGGGAAGUGCUAAUACGACAAGUAGAAACAAAGGGAAUAACUAAUCGGGUUCAUUUAUAUGAUUUUAUCUUUAUUAUUGUUUCACAUCUUCACGAAGGGAGAAGUGACGACUAUGACUACCGUAAUGUCUUGACCUCUAUGAUAAUCUGAGAUAAACAAGGAAGGUCAUUCCAAAAUGAGAAACAAGACUCUUUUUAUGAAAUGAGUGGCAUCCACAGAUUAAUCUUAUGAAACUACCAUAACUUAUUUCAUGCUGUGUUCUAUCUUCAUUUACUCUGACCCAGUAGCAUAUAUACUGAUGGUUACUAGAUGGUAAUGGUAAUAGACCAUUCAUUUUAGCAUGCCAGUUUUGAGCAGAGGCCUGAGCCAGAGGUUAGGCAUAGGUUUUAGUUUUUCAUAUAAUAUUCAAAAGCAGAGUGUUUUUGACAAGAAUGAUUUACUUUUUUUAGUAAUUUAAAAGGUCAAAAAUAAUGAAGCUUAGCAUUCUUGCUGCCAACUGAAUGCUAAGUUAUGGAAAUUAGACGAUUUAUAGACUAGUUUAUACCUGUUUUCUUUUAUUUACCAAAACCUUUUUUCUGUUAGCUAUGUUAGCUAUCUUAUGCUAUGUUCACACUACGAGCGUCAAAAGCAACAUAACGGUCGGCGUGGACAGCUACAUUGUCGGCGCGUCACCGUUUCAGCGUUACUCAAUCACUCGUUGGCGUAGUUAUGUCGUUGAAUAGCACUGGGAACUGGCAUUUCUUUAGAUGGAGCGAAACAGAUUGAAACAAAAACCUCUUUUUUUUACGCUUCACCACUUUACUGGAGCUGAGACCAGCUCAACUUUAUAGCGCGUCACGCCCGUCAUGCAGCGACAAGUGUUGUCCGUCAGUUUGUAGCUUCAUGUUAGCGGCUUCAAUUGAAAAUGACUUCUAGCCUGUUGAUGUGUUGCUCGUAGUGUGAACACAGCAUUGUGCUCCAAAAACUGCAGUAUUCUUUCAAUCAUUCAUUUGGGUGUUUCACUAUGGUAAUAUUCAGAAAACAGAAGUUUCAAAGCUCUUUAGUUCCACCUUCUGGUCUUUAACUCUAACAACAGAGACUCAGCCUCCAGAGCAGAGCAAACUGGAAACUGACUCUUGGAAAUCAUUAACUUAAACUAAAAUCUGCCUUCAAGUCAAAAUUAUGAAACACAUUUUUCUUAAAAAUAUAAUUUUGGUGUAAAACUCUCAGAUGUGCAAACUUGUUCCAUGUGUUUCAGAAUGCUGAUAUGACAUGUUGUUGUGAAGAAUUUCAAGUUUUGUAUGACAUUUAAAGCCCAAAUGCACUGAACGCGUCAUUAUAGUGACAAUAACAUAUUAAAAGGCCAGUGUGUAGCAUUUCAGGGGAUCUGUUAGCAGAAAUAAAAUAUAUUAUUCAUAACUAUGUUUUCUUUAGUGUAUAAUCACCUGAAACUAAGAAUGGUUGUUUCCGUUACCUUAAAAUGAGUCCUUCAUAUCUCCAUAGGGAGCAGGUCCUCUUCACAGAGUCCUCUGACACACUUGGAAAGGGAAGGUUGAGCUGACGGGUGUUCAGUUGGUUGCAAUCUGCAACCUCACCACUAGAUGCCACUAAAUCCUGCACAUUGGUCCUUUAAUUAUAUAUGUAAUAUAUCCUAACAUGGAAAUACCUAUUUAAAUAAUAAUUAAAUUGAUAAUAGUUCCUCCAUAUACCACAAAAAAACAUCCGGCACUCAAAAUCAGACGCUUCCGGUGUAUUUCUGGCUUUAUUAGUCGGGUACAGAUGUUGUCUACGUUGUGACGCUUUGUCUGAAAUCUAUUGUCAACUUUUACAUAAUUAUGCAUUACCAACAUUGUACAGUACGUUUGUUUGGUGUAUAAGUGUAUGACACAAAGUAUAUUUUCUAUAUUCUGUAGUGACUGUAGUUGUGAAAAAUGGCUUUUUCAACAACAGUAAUUCAUGCUGUACUUUGAGAACAUAUUUAUUUAUUUAUUUAUGUAUUUAUUAUUUAUUUUUUUGGCUACACUGGGAAGAUAUUUAUCUUGACAAGUGAUUCAAGUGAUUGAUGCUGCAGUGUAACAUUUGAUUGGAGUGAUCUGCCUUGUUUUAAAACACUGACUGAUAAGUAGAUUUGAAAACAUGUG